Molecule: messenger RNA, 2145 nt
Organism: Rhizopus microsporus ATCC 52813
Lineage: Eukaryota; Fungi; Mucoromycota; Mucoromycetes; Mucorales; Rhizopodaceae
Product: acyl-CoA oxidase
Exons: 8
Coding region: 1-2145 (714 amino acids)
Biological process (GO): lipid homeostasis; fatty acid beta-oxidation using acyl-CoA oxidase
Cellular component (GO): peroxisome
Molecular function (GO): fatty acid binding; FAD binding; acyl-CoA oxidase activity
Source: RefSeq, a predicted model, not a curated record
AUGUCAAAUACACAAAAGAGGCUCGAAGCAGUAAAGCAGCAGUUGUCACCUGAACAAGAAUAUCAGGAUGCUGUUGAUCCUAUUCGUAGUAUGAACGAAGAACGAGCAAAGGCAGCUUUUGAUAUACGUAGUCUGACAUAUUUACUGGACGGUGGUGAGAAAAAUACUUUUCUCAAGGAAAAAAUUAUGCAAGAGCUAGAAAGAGAUCCAUUAUUUAAAAUGGAUGAUAUAUUUGACCUUACAACGUCUGAAGUUCGUGAACGCACAAUGGCAAAGUUUCGCAGUAUGCUUCACCAUCUUCAAAAUGAACCUGUAGAUCAGUUCAAAAAACGUAUGGAAAUUGUUAGUUUAGUUGAUCCAGGUUUUUGGACAAGAUUUGGCGUACACUAUGGUCUAUUUGUCGGAGCAUUACAAAGUAAUGCAACACCCGGACAACUAGGAUACUGGUUUGAAAGAGGCGCCCUAUCACUAAACAAUUUUGUUGGUUGCUUUGCUAUGACAGAGCUUGGCCAUGGAUCUAAUGUUCCCGGACUUGAGACGACAGCAACAUUCGAUGAAGCUUCCGAUCAAUUUAUUAUUCAUACGCCUACACUUACUGCUACAAAGUGGUGGAUUGGCGGUGCAGCUCAUUCUGCUACUCAUGCUGCCGUUUUUGCACAAUUGAUUGUCAAGGAGAGAAGAUAUGGAACCAAGUGUUUCGUGGUGCCUUUACGUGAUCCCAAGACAUACAAUUUGCUGCCUGGUGUCAAUAUUGGCGAUAUCGGCAAAAAAAUGGGCAGGGACGGCAUUGAUAAUGGCUGGAUUCAAUUUACACAUGUUCGUAUUCCUAGAGGCUAUAUGUUACAAAAGCAUACCAAAGUAUCUCGAACAGGUCAAGUGAAGGAACCAAAGCUGCAACAACUGACAUAUGGUGCGUUAUUACAAGGAAGAGUAACCAUGGUAGCUGAUAGUGGACAUGUAUCCAAGAAGGCACUUAGUAUUGCUAUCAGAUAUGCCGCCGUCCGUCGACAAUUUGCUCCUUCUGGUGCAAAUGGCAUUGAAACAAAGUUACUAGACUAUCCAAUCCAUCAACGCAGAUUGAUGCCUCUACUUGCCCAAACUUUUGCCAUGUUAUUUACUGGAACAGAAAUGACUGAAAUGUACAAUUCAAUGAUGGCAAGAUUAGAUGGUGCAAGAGAAGGUGACCAAGAUUUGGAUGAAGUGAUGGAAAUGCUGAAAGAGACCCAUUCUACUAGCGCUGGCUUAAAAGCAUUCUGUACCUGGAACUGCUUGUCCACUAUUGAAGCAUGCCGACAAUCAUGUGGUGGCCAUGGCUAUUCCGCAUACACAGGUCUGGCAAGUAUGUAUCAAGACUUUGCAGUACAAUGUACCUGGGAAGGCGAUAAUACUAUCUUAACAUUACAGCUUGGUCGCUACCUUAUCAGCAGUUACCGUGAAGCCCUUAAUGGAAAGAAACUCUCACCUGGUGUUGGCUAUUUGAACAAUCUUAAUAAGCUCAUUGGAAAGCGAUGCAAUGCAAAGGCUCUUGAAGAUGUUUUAGAUCUUGACACAAUCAGCGAAGGAUGGCAAGUAGUUUGUGCUCACGUAGUCAAGAAUGCAGCUACCGAAUUUGAAGAGUGCCUCAAAAGAGGUCUAAACGCUGAUGAUGCUUACGAGCAGUGCUCGCAAGCCCGUCUUUAUGCUGCCAAACUUCAUUCAUUUAGUUAUCUCUUUAACCGUUUUGCAGAUGCGGUCAAAAAGACAACUGGCGACUUGCACGUCAUUUUGAGAAAAAUCUGUCUCUUGUACGGCCUUUAUACCAUUGAAGAAAACGCUGGUGCGUUUUUACAAUUUGAAUAUUUUACACCUGCGCAAAUCGAGUUCGUUCGUGCUAGUGUCAACAAUCUCUGUAAAGAAGUGCGUGAGCAGGCUAUUCCUUUAGUUGAUUCCUUCAACCUGACGGACUACAUCAUCAACAGUCCACUUGGCCGUAAAGAUGGCAAUGUUUAUGUUCAUUACUUUGAGCAGGUGAAGCGAUCUAAUCCACAGAGCGAACAUCCUUACUUUGAUCGUUUGAUCAAGCCACUAAUACAGAGAUCAACUGAAGAAAAUGAUUAUGAAGAGGAACUUGCAGGCUUAGAAGAUGAUGAUGAAGAUGAAGAGUAG